UCCAACAUGGCGGCAUCCAUUUCGGGUUAUACUUUUAGUUCUGUGUGUUUUCACAGCGCCAAUAGCAAUUCAGAUCAUGAGGGCUUCCUACUUGGAGAAGUGAGACAAGAAGAGACUGUCAGUAUCAGUGAUACACAGAUCAGCAGUGCAGAAUUGCUCCAGGUAGUAGAAAUCCAUAACCAUGUACCUUGUGCACAAUUAUUUAGCUUUUAUGACUACGCAGGCAAAGUCAACGAGGAAAGUCUUAACAGAAUGCUUAAAGAUAGGCGAAAAAAUGUCAUUGGCUGGUACCGGUUUCGGAGAAACACACAGCAGCAGAUGUCAUUCAGGGAACUGAUUAUCCACAAGCAGCUGACUCAGCUACUGGGCGUGCCGGACCUCGUCUUCCUCUUAUUCAGUUUCAUCUCCACGGCCAACAGCUCCACACACGCUCUGGAGUAUGUGCUCUUCAGACCCAACCGCAGCAAGUACAGCCAGAGAAUCACCCUCACUAUUCCCAACCUUGGUAACACCAGCCAGCAAGAAUACAAAGUCUCAUCAGUACCCAACACCUCACUCAACUAUGCCAAGGUCAUCAAAGAGCAUGGGGCUGAAUUUUUUGACAAAGAUGGUGUAAUGAAGGAUAUCCGAACAAUAUUCCAAGUCUACAGUGCACUACAAGAAAAAGUGCAGGCUGUGUGUGGGGAGGUUGAACAAAGUGAAUGUGUGAAGGAGAAAAUUCAAGAGGAGGUGAACAAACUCAAACAACAAAUUGCUCUCAGGAAACGGAAGACAGCAGAAGAAGAGAGAAGGCUCCAGGAGGCCCAGAUUGCAGAGUCCCAUCCUACCCCAGAGGAAAACGUAGAACCGCUUGAGACCUCCCUCCUGUCCAGGGUAGCAUUCCAAAGCCCCCCUACCCCGGAGCGGCCUGGUACCACUCCUAAUCCCCCUUCUUACACUGACCUCUUGUCCCAGGAGGACUCUCUGCUCUCUUCCUCCUCUCCUACCAGUGCUGCUUUGCUUCCCCGGCCCCAGGCUGUGGGCUCCCCAGGCCACCCUACCCCUGGCCCUGUUGCAAUGGGCCUGGGCCUAGGCUUAGGCCUUGGGCUGGGCCUUGGAGCUAGUUCUAAUCCUGGACCCACUCCUAGUACCCCAUACCUUGGUAAUGGGGACGGCUCAAGCUCUGAUUCCCUUGACAGACAAGCUGCAGGGCAGGAGGACGACGAGGAUGAUGAAGAUGAUGACGAUGAGGAUAGUAGUGAGUACGAGAACUUGGUGAGUGAAGCCACUCAUUUGCCGGCAGUCUCUGCCAGUAUGUUAGUUCAAGGCCGCCCAGCUGCCCUCAGUCCUGAUGGAGAUGCUUGUGGAUCACAGAACUCAUAAAUACAUGCCACAAUGUGCGUAAGGGACACAAAUAUGUGACGCACUUAGAGAGGUGGGCAUCUCAAAUAAUCAAAGAUGGACAUCUCAUAUACAGCAGUGGAAGUGCCAUCCCUAAAAGUGAAAGGCAUGCGCAGGUGGUGUUCCGCUGUGUGUGCGUUUCUUUUUGUCUUAGUUUGAUCUCCAUUAUAUGGGGAAAAUUUGCCAGGCUUUGCAGGCUUAAAAGAAGUGUCUAACUGGGAAAAGGUUCUUUUUUUUUUUCUUUUUUGAAUGUGGUCACUCCUUUGUGGAUGUGUGUGGUCAGUGUCGUGGGUGGUUGCAACAAUGGAAUAAAAGCCAACUGGUUGGCUAGCCCACCCUGCACAAGACGCAUCAUUCAACCCUCUCUGGAACAUGCUAAGUCACAUUUGCAUCACCACUUCUGAGCACCCAAUGAUACCAUUACCUCUUGCACUAUUUUUGCCUUCUUUUAGACAGCUUAUUUAAGAAAGGGAAAGGGAAAUGUUCUGCGGCCUUCAAAUGUUUUUUUUUAUGAUGUAGGCAAGUGGUUGUUAGCCUUUUAUUUUUAAUUUGAAGAAAGAUAUAUGUAAACCAUAGUACUGAUAUUUUGAUUUUUGGACUAUUACAUUUUCACCACCAUGUAAACAAUCCACAGUAUGUCUUUAAUGAUUCAUACAGUUGCCUAUUUAGAUGAUUAAGAAUUGAUUUCGAUCAAAAUUUACUCUGCCACAACUAUUAUGGGUGCUUAUAUAUUUUUGUCAGAGUAACAAUCUCUCUUGAUUGACAAGGAUGUCAAUGUCUCUUUUUUGGAUAACACUGAUAUUGUAUGCGCUUUGCUGCACUUAAAGUUUAACAGAUUUCUUUAUUGCUGUGCUUUACCAAUGCUGUCAUGUUGUGCCACUUAAGUAGAUCUCUGACCACCCUGAGCAGAACUUGGCUCAGCUUUUGUGCAUUGUAAGGGGUUCACAGGGCAAACAAUGUACUGUAGCUUUACUAACCAGAUGCUUAAGGUUCCCUUCCACUGCUGCUGCAACACAGAACUAUAACUAAAACAAACUGUACAUCUGUCUGUUUUACUUAAUAUAACAACUUGUCUGCCACUUCCUCUUCACACUGCUGGUUGUCUUUGAUACUACUGACAAUAACAGUAGAACCACUUCUCAGUUCACCGACUCGGUCUCUAUUAAAUUCAUGAUGGAAGGCCAAUACCCUCUGUACUGUGUAUGUUGUAACCAGGGGAACCAGUGCAGAGAGAUCACCUUCUUUGCAUAGUCAACAGUAGACCAUGUGCGUUCAGAUUUGAUUGGGUGAAUAUUAUGUGUAUGGACCUUGAUAAUGUGACAAAAACAGCAUGACCUCGAUUUAGUAUACAGUGCCUUCCACUCAGGACAGUACCACAGAUUCCCUAACUGCACACACUACACAUUUAUAGAUUUCUGUUGAGGGGUAGGAUUAUCCAAAACCUGUUUGCAAGGAGUUGACACCAGUCUUAGUUACAUUGCUCUUCAUGGUGUGAUGUGGUUUAAUACUUACCCAACACCUGUUAUGCUUCCCUAAUUCAUUCUGACUUUUGUCUUGGGUUUGACUUUCAUUCACUCUAAACCCAUUCAGUGAAUUCUACCAAGUGGACCUAUGUUUCAUUGUUGCUAAGUUGUAGCCUUUCAAAUUUCCUGCCUGCUUUAUUAUUUUAAACUUGAAUGAUAUGUUCAUAUACUGUAUGGUUAGGGGGAAUCUGUUCUGUAGCUGAUUAGACGCUGCAAGACAAACCUCGUAUGUUUAGAACCAUUUAUUGAAAGGAAGACUGGUCCGUCACUUGUUUACAUCUUAGUUGGCAAUUUUAAAGAGAUGUAAGUGACAAGAAAAUGCAGAUUGGAUGCUGAAUGUAGUACACCUUGUGUGAGUAGGACAAAUGUAGAUGGCCUACUGUGACUACUCUAAAGAUAUUACUAUAGCAGUACAACUGGAAAGUGUUAAAUAUAGUGAUAAUCAGGUUUGGACUAUUUGGAAUAAAAUACUUUGUGCAGAUGCACUGUAGGGAGAGGCUUUGCCAUGUAAACUAGUUCCACUUUAUUUUCACAGCUUGGUUGUUUGUUAUUCUUUUUGCCUUAGGUUCAUUUAGCAUGCAUCAUUUGAUCUGAUAUAUACUUUUGAUGCAUAUACACGCAAAAUCUUACUUGACUUGAAAAUAAUCAUCGUGAUAUUACCACAAUCACAAAAUGUUAAUGAAAUCAAUGAAUUACAUAAGUAGGGUUCCCUCUGAGCACUGGAUAAAUAUAUAAAAUGAAAUCAAGAAUGAAUGUAUAGCAAUUUAAACAGCACUUAAAAACCUGUCUUAGAGGGUGGGGUGGUAUAGCGCAUGAGAAGAGGAUGAGUACUUAAAUGACAUUUGACUCCCAAGUUCCAAUGUUAGGCAGAUACACGCUUAUGUACUCUUGUUGGAGGCUAGGUAGUGACCCUUCACUUCCCAAAGAGGCUUGUUGCAACAUCCACUUCUCAUAGGCACAAAGUUCCAUUGCACAGCCUUUAUCAUUUUGGACGUUAUCUGGAUAUGUCUGUGGUAGACAAAAGACGAUUUAGAUUUGUUUGAUUGCACAUGUUGCUCUAUCCCACAGACUAUGGUUCUAAAACUGGGGGAUAAUAAAUGAGACAUGUUU
Molecule: messenger RNA, 4013 nt
Organism: Lampris incognitus (smalleye Pacific opah)
Lineage: Eukaryota; Metazoa; Chordata; Actinopteri; Lampriformes; Lampridae
Gene: abraxas2
Product: abraxas 2, BRISC complex subunit
Exons: 9
Coding region: 7-1362 (451 amino acids)
Biological process (GO): mitotic spindle assembly; attachment of spindle microtubules to kinetochore; protein K63-linked deubiquitination
Cellular component (GO): nucleus
Molecular function (GO): polyubiquitin modification-dependent protein binding; microtubule binding
Source: RefSeq, a predicted model, not a curated record